This is a messenger RNA of Beta vulgaris subsp. vulgaris (sugar beet), 1355 nucleotides long. RefSeq lists its product as uncharacterized. The coding region runs from base 193 to 1014 and encodes 273 amino acids. Lineage: Eukaryota; Viridiplantae; Streptophyta; Magnoliopsida; Caryophyllales; Amaranthaceae. Gene Ontology annotation, molecular function: ER lumen protein retrieval receptor activity. Gene Ontology annotation, cellular component: membrane. Gene Ontology annotation, biological process: protein retention in ER lumen. The record is from RefSeq and is a predicted model, not a curated record. The transcript has 6 exons.
GUCAUAAUUCAUACACACUCUCUCUCUCUCCUAAAAAAAGUCCAAUUCCUUUUCCAACCAACAAACCACUUCUAAAAUUUCAACUCAAUUAAGCCCAAAUUCCAUCUUUUAUUCUUUUGUCACUCCAUUUUCAACGCCCAACAAAACUUUUUUCCACACACAUUCAUACACACAGAAAAACAGAGAGAGAAAAUGAAGGGAGGUAAAAGAAGCCCUGUACAAGCGGUAAAUCUAUGGGUGCGGCGACAACCACCGAAGAUGAAGGCGUUUCUUGCGGUUGUUGCAGCCAUGGCUGCACUUGUUUUCCUUCGUAUGGUGGUUCAUGAUCACGAUAAUCUCUUUGUUGCCGCUGAAGCUGUUCACGCCAUUGGUAUUGCUGUCCUCAUCUUCAAGCUCACCAAAGAGAAAACUUGCGCUGGACUUUCACUCAAAUCUCAAGAACUUACAGCUAUAUUUUUAGCUGUUAGACUGUACUGUAGUUUUGUGAUGGAAUAUGAUAUUCACACAUUACUAGAUACAGCAACAUUGGCGACAACCCUUUGGGUUAUUUAUAUGAUUCGUUUUAGACUGAAGUCCACUUAUAUGGAGGAGAAAGACAACUUUGCUAUUUACUUUGUGGUGGUACCUUGUGCUGUAUUGUCUCUACUUAUCCAUCCUUCCACUGUCCAUAACAUUGUCAAUAGGAUUAGCUGGGCAUUUUGUGUCUAUCUGGAGGCUGUUUCAGUGCUACCGCAGCUACGAGUCAUGCAAAACACAAAGAUUGUUGAACCAUUCACAGCUCAUUAUGUUUUUGCCCUGGGAGUGGCGAGAUUUUUUAGUUGCGCGCAUUGGGUUCUUCAGGUCCUAGAUACCCAUGGUCGUUUGCUCACAGCUUUAGGAUAUGGUUUGUGGCCUUCAAUGGUGCUGCUUUCUGAAGUUGUUCAAACUUUUAUCCUAGCAGAUUUCUGUUAUUACUACGUUAAAAGCCUUGUUGGUGGACAGCUUGUGCUGCGUCUUCCCUCAGGAGUGGUGUAAGUUAAAGGUUUAGUUAUGCAGGAUCAGAGUGAUACAUCCUUGUUUAACUUGAAAAAACACAGAGGCGUAAGUCAGGUGCUUUUUGUUAAAUUUUUAUUUUUGGCACUGAAUUUCCUGUACAAACAACUUGUCAGUUUCCGCUACUACUAGUGAUAUACCGAGGAGAUUCCAACCAGGGAUGUAUCUGUUCUUAAUAUACAUGUCAUAUUAACUGUUUCACUGUGAAUUAGAUGUUUAUCCUGUGUAACAUUAGUAUUAGUUAGAACUUUUUUCGUUAGCUUUCCUUCCCUCAAUUGUCUCAUCAACUAUUCAGCAGGUUCUCAAUCAUUCAGUUUUUGCAA